Xiphophorus hellerii (green swordtail) is the source of this 1109-nucleotide messenger RNA. RefSeq names its product gastrula zinc finger protein XlCGF8.2DB-like. NCBI's taxonomy places the organism in Eukaryota, Metazoa, Chordata, Actinopteri, Cyprinodontiformes, Poeciliidae. The record is from RefSeq and is a predicted model, not a curated record. The transcript is spliced from 5 exons. Gene Ontology annotation, molecular function: RNA polymerase II cis-regulatory region sequence-specific DNA binding; DNA-binding transcription factor activity, RNA polymerase II-specific. The coding region runs from base 45 to 1109 and encodes 354 amino acids. Gene Ontology annotation, biological process: regulation of transcription by RNA polymerase II.
GCUGUGGAAAAAGUUUCACCUUGAAAACAAUUUUAAAUAAUCAUAUGAGAAAUCACACAGGUGAGAAGCCUUUCUCAUGUGGGAGCUGUGGAAAAAGUUUCAACGAUAAAGGCCAAUUAAAUGUACAUAUGAGAAUUCACACAGGUGAGAAGCUUUUCUCCUGUGGGACUUGUGGAAAGAGUUUCACCCAUAAGGGCAGUUUAGAUGUUCACAUGAGAAUUCACAGAGGUGAAAAGCCUUUCUCCUGUGGGUCCUGUGGAAAGCGUUACAGUGAAAGAGGGAAGUUAACUCAGCACAUGAGAAUUCACACAGGUGAGAAGCCUUUCUCCUGUGGGUCCUGUGGAAAGCGUUACAGUAAAAGAGGGAAGUUAACUCAGCACAUGAGAAUUCACACAGGUGAGAAGCCUUUCUCCUGUGGAACCUGUGGAAAAGGUUUCUCUAUAAAAAGUAAUUUAAAAGUUCAUGUGAAAAUUCACACUGGUGAGAAGCCUUUCUCCUGUGGGACUUGUGGAAAGAGUUUCACCCAUAAGGGCAGUUUAGAUGUUCACAUGAGAAUUCACAGAGGUGAGAAGCCUUUCUCCUGUGGGACUUGUGGAAAGCGUUACAGUGAAAGAGGGAAGUUAACUCAGCACAUGAGAAUUCACACAGGUGAGAAGCCUUUCUCCUGUGGAACCUGUGGAAAAGGUUUCUCUAUAAAAAGUAAUUUAAAAGUUCAUGUGAAAAUUCACACUGGUGAGAAGCCUUUCUCAUGUGGGAGCUGUGGAAAAUGUUUUACCCAUAAAUACACUUUGAAUGUUCAUAUGAGAAUUCACACAGGUGAGAAGCCUUUCUGCUGUGGGACUUGUGGAAAAAGUUUCUCUCGAAAAGAUAAAUUAAAUAAUCAUAUGAAAAUUCACACAAGUGAGAAACCCUUCUCUUGUGGGACUUGUGGAAAGAGUUUCACCCAUAAGGGCAAUUUAGAUGUUCACAUGAGAGUUCACACAGGUGAGAAGCCUUUCUCUUGUGCAACCUGUGGAAAAAGUUACAGUGACAGAAGGACUUUAAUUCAGCACAUGAGAAUUCACACAGGUCUUUGCACGGCCCUGUUCACAUGUAAGGUACAUGUAUGA